AUGGGUGAGAAGUUCAUCAUCGAGUUUGGCAGCAGCAAGGAUGAAGAUAGAGAAGCUCUCAUCAACAAGUUGACAGCGGAUGAAAGAACCAAGGUAGUGAAGAGAUUUGAUCAUGCGAUCUUCUCUGGGGUAGUCAUUGAGACUGGGAAUCACAACAUGGACACUCUUCGGGCUUUACCCAACGUCGGCAAUGUCUGGCCAUCGAGAAACGAGGGGCUUCUGGGGGCGCUUGGAGGUUCGGAAGCGCGAAGAGAAUCUGCCGAGUUAUAA
This is a messenger RNA of Colletotrichum phormii, 270 nucleotides long. RefSeq lists its product as uncharacterized. The coding region runs from base 1 to 270 and encodes 89 amino acids. NCBI's taxonomy places the organism in Eukaryota, Fungi, Ascomycota, Sordariomycetes, Glomerellales, Glomerellaceae. The transcript has 2 exons. The record is from RefSeq and is a predicted model, not a curated record.